AUGGGGCGUGUGGGGAUAUAUGAGUCGGGAUUUGAGGCAACUAGGGAACGUAUCAUACCAGCUGAGGAGGGUACCACACCAGCUGAGGAGGGUACCACACCAGCUGAGGAGGGUACCACACCAGCUGGGGAGGAUACAACACCAGCUGAGGAGGGUACCACACUAGCUGAGGAGGGUACCACACCAGCUGAGAAUGGUAGCACACCAACUGGGGAGGGUAGCACACCACCUGGGGAGGGUACCACACCAGCUGGGGAGGGUACCACACCAGCUGGGGAGGGUAGCACACCACCUGGGGAGGGUACACACACCAGCUGGGGGUACACACCAGCUGGGAGGGUACCUGGGGAGGGUACCACACCAGCUGGGGAGGGUAGCACACCACCUGGGGAGGGUACCACACCAGCUGGGAAAGGUACCACACCAGCUGAGGAGAGUACCACACCAGCUGAGGAGGGUACCACACCAGUUGAGGGUGGCACCACACCAGCUGGGAAGGGUACCACACCAGAUGAGGGUGGCACCACACCAGCUGGGGAGGAUACAACACCAGCUGAGGAAUGA
Messenger RNA from Homarus americanus (American lobster), 564 nucleotides. Its product is annotated as tropomyosin-1, isoforms 33/34-like. The transcript has 2 exons. Lineage: Eukaryota; Metazoa; Arthropoda; Malacostraca; Decapoda; Nephropidae. Bases 1 to 564 code for a protein of 187 amino acids. The record is from RefSeq and is a predicted model, not a curated record.